UAAUGUUCGUGUUACUACAAUGGAUGCUGAGUUGGAGUUCGCCAUCUUACCCAGCACAACUGGCAAACAGCUUUUUGACCAGAUUGUUAAAACGAUUGGGUUGAGGGAAACUUGGUUCUUUGGACUCCAGUAUCAGGACAGCAAAGGCUUCUCCACCUGGCUCAAGCUGAACAAGCGGGUGACGGCACAAGAUGUGAAGAAAGGCAACCCUUUGCUGAUUAAGUUCAGAGCAAAAUUUUACCCUGAGGAUGUUGCUGAAGAACUGAUCCAGGAGACGACUCAGCGUCUCUUCUUCCUGCAGGUGAAAGAGAGCAUCUUAAAUGAUGAUGUAUACUGUCCACCUGAGACUGCUGUGCUCUUAGCAUCUUAUGCAGUUCAGGUCAAACACGGAGACUACAGGAAAGACUAUCACGUGCCGGGAUACAUUGCAAGAGACAAGCUGCUGCCACAGAGGGUUUUGGAGCAGCACAAACUGAAUAAGAAUCAGUGGGAGGAAAGAAUACAGGUGUGGCACCAAGAGCACAAGGGAAUGCUGAGAGAAGAUGCCAUGGUGGAGUACCUGAAGAUAGCCCAGGAUCUGGAGAUGUAUGGGGUCAACUACUUCAAUAUCAAGAACAAAAAAGGAACCCAGCUGUGGUUAGGCGUCGACGCGCUGGGUCUCAACAUUUAUGACAAACAAGACAGGAUGACCCCAAAGAUUGGAUUCCCUUGGAGUGAGAUCAGAAAUAUAUCCUUCAAUGACAAGAAGUUUCUCAUCAAGCCAAUCGACAAAAAAGCUCCGGACUUUGUUUUCUACGUACCUCGUCUUCGCAUCAACAAACGUAUCUUGGCGUUGUGUAUGGGGAAUCAUGACCUCUACAUGCGCCGACGUAAGCCUGACUCCAUCGAAGUGCAGCAGAUGAAGGCUCAGGCCAAGGAGGAGAAAAGCAAGAGGCAAAUGGAGAGAGCUCUGCUUGAGAGUGAGAAAAAAAAGCGAGAAAAUGCUGAGAAGGAAACGGAGAAGAUUGCUCGUGAGACCAUGGAGCUGAUGGAGAGAUUGAGACAGAUUGAAGAGCAGACAAAGAGAGCUCAAGAUGAGCUGGAGGAGCAGACUCGAAAGGCUCUUGAGUUGGAGAAAGAGAGGACUACUGCUCAAGAAGAGGCUGAGCGCCUGGACAGAGCUCGCAGAGCUGCAGUUGAGGCGAAAGCUUCUCUGCUACAGCAGUCUGACACCCAAAUCAAAAGCCAAGAGAAUCUGGCCACUGAGCUGGCUGAGCUUACCUCUAAGAUCUCCCAGUUAGAAGACGCCAAGAAGAAAAAGGAUGAUGAAGCGAAGAGGUGGCGGAAAAGGGCGAUGAUGGUUGAGGCUGAUUUAGAACGAACCAAAGAGGAACUGAAGACUAAACUUAUGGGCGUCCACAUCCAGGAAACAGUGCAACCACACAUCCAUGAGCACGAUGAGACAGACGAGAGCAGUGCGGAGGCGAGUGCCGAGCUGACAUCUCCAGGUAUGGUGCGAGAUCGAAGUGAGGAAGAAAGGGUGACAGAGGCCCAGAAGAACCAGAGGCUCCAGAAAAACCUUAAGUUCCUGAGCACUGAGCUGGCUGGAGCUGUAGAAGAGAGCAAGAAGACCCCCAAUGACCUGAUCCAUGCAGAGAAUGUGAAGGCGGGCCGUGACAAAUACAAAACCCUACGUCAGAUUCGUCAAGGCAACACCAAACAGCGUAUUGAUGAAUUUGAGUCAAUGUGACGUGUUCUGCAUCAGGCCCGCUCAAACUGAAGGCAGGAUGAAGAUAUUUGAUGAAAAUGCACACACAGAUUUUUUUUUUCUUUUUUAAAUGUAGAUGCACAUUAAUGCUUAUAGUAAACGUGACCAAACAAUACUGGAGUAAUACAUGACCUGAAGUAUCUGCACUGACAAUUCAUCUGAAAAGAAGACAGUCGUGGAAAUGACACUGAGGUACCUCAAUUUUACAAACACAUAACUCAGACAAGUUUGUAAAGACUAACAAUGUUGUCCUAGACUGUCAUUCAUAUUACAGGCUUAUAUAAACUGAAUAUCUAUGAAAAGAUUAAUAAAUAUUGAUUUAUGCAACCAAA
Messenger RNA from Thalassophryne amazonica, 2079 nucleotides. Its product is annotated as moesin-like. Bases 20 to 1729 code for a protein of 569 amino acids. The record is from RefSeq and is a predicted model, not a curated record. The transcript has 13 exons. Gene Ontology annotation, biological process: positive regulation of early endosome to late endosome transport; regulation of organelle assembly; positive regulation of protein localization to early endosome. Gene Ontology annotation, cellular component: cytoskeleton; apical part of cell; filopodium. NCBI's taxonomy places the organism in Eukaryota, Metazoa, Chordata, Actinopteri, Batrachoidiformes, Batrachoididae. Gene Ontology annotation, molecular function: cell adhesion molecule binding; actin binding.